AUGGAUAAGGCCAAGGCACCCGCUGCGCGGUUCACAGAGAUCGAAAAGGCAAUACUGAUGGAACUUGUAAUGACGUACAAAAAAAUCAUCGAAUGUAAAAAGACCGACGAAUCGUCGUUAAACAAAAAAAAGGCAACUUGGAUUCGACUCUGCAACGAGUAUAACUGCAACCACGGUGUAUAUCGACGGGACGUGAAACAGCUAAAAAAAUGGUGGGAAAAUGUGAAGGCCAAAGCGAAGAAGGACCAUUCCAAAGAAAAAAACAAGGUCCACAAAACAGGAGGGGGGCCACAUGGCAAGCCAAUGAGCGCCACCUCCGUGCUGGUUGGGGCGGUGGCCUCACACGUGUUCAACAGACAGGAAAAUAUGGAGGACAGCGAUGGGGCACCCUAUCUGCCCCCGGUCUGCAGCCUCCCAGUUCUCCGACUACUGCAGCCGAUGCUGGACGGCGAGGAGGACCCUCUUGAUGCCGACUUGGAGGAGCCCGGUUCACCAGCUGGGCCUGCCUCAGACGUCGGUGCACCACUGUCACCAGCGGCUGCCUGCAUCGCUGAUAGACCUGCAGCAGCCCCAGCAGCUUGCCUGAUUAGCCAGACAUCUACUGCAGGGUCACCAGCUCCUACACCUGCGGCUGCUGCAGCGUGCAACAGUGGUAGUGCGGCAGCAGCUGUGGGCAGUGGUGCCCGCCAGGUCGGAGGACGUAUGGCGCUGCUAAAAAGGAGCCUCGCAGAGGAAAACGAUAUGAGGAUGGCCUUUGUCCAGCAGGAGCAUGCCCUGCGCUGCAACUUCCUUGAACAGGACCACCGCGACGCACUCAGCAAGAGAGCUGCGCUGCAUGAAAUGGAAAUUAAAUUGCGCGAGGACGAGCUGAAAAAAAGAAAUGCCAUUCACGAAAUGGAGAUGAAGCUCCUGUGUAUCAAGGAAAACAUACUGCUGCAGGAGCUGAGCCAGAAGGCUGCACAAUAAAUCAUGUUCAAACUGCUAUGCCUGCUUUACUGAUGGUUCACUUUUAAAGUCAAACUGAAGUAUCACACACUUGGAAGUACGA
Molecule: messenger RNA, 1048 nt
Organism: Ixodes scapularis (black-legged tick)
Lineage: Eukaryota; Metazoa; Arthropoda; Arachnida; Ixodida; Ixodidae
Product: myb/SANT-like DNA-binding domain-containing protein 3
Exons: 3
Coding region: 1-966 (321 amino acids)
Source: RefSeq, a predicted model, not a curated record